AUAUCCAACAAAUAGCUCGCAACAAAAUGUGGUCUUCUACCACAGUGAAUACGUUCUUCGCCCUUUUGGCGAUAAUCUCCUUGACACUCGGCUCGGCGCUUCGCAUGUACGGUGAACCCUAUGAAGGAUUGCGCCAUCGUAAUACCCAGCCUGACGCUGGGGAUACAGCGAUUAAUAACCGAGUCUCAGGCGCAUCAUCGCGCAUUGUUGGCGGCGAGGAAGCUGCGCAAGCCGCUGCACCCUGGCAAGUUUCUUUACAGAACAUCUAUGGCAGUCACUUUUGCGGUGGUGCGAUCAUUCAUGAUCAAUUUGUGUUGACAGCGGCAAGUUGUGUAAGUGGACUGCAUAAGAAUUUAGUAAAAGUGAUCACCAGCACCAAUGAUUGGAUGGGUUUGGCAUAUAUGUACGAUGUGGAAGAGAUCAUUGUGCAUUGCAAUUUUGACAAACCUUUAUAUCACAACGACAUCGCUCUACUCAAGUUGGCCACAUUAAUCGCUUACGAUGAUGAGACAAAGAACAUCACAAUAGCCUAUGAGGAUGAACUGGAGGAAGGUGAUACUCUAACGAUGUAUGGUUGGGGUAAAACAGUGGAGGGCGCAACAAAUCUUCCAAGGAAUCUGAUGCAGCUCGAAGUGAAGUAUAUGCCUUAUGAGAAGUGUCGCACUGCGUACGGUGGUUCGGACGAUGUGGAUAUGGGGCACCUGUGCACCAGCUCGCCUGUGGGUGAGGGUGCUUGUCAUGGCGACACUGGCGGUCCGCUGGUCGAUGGCAAUGGCACACUUGUUGGUGUGGGUAAUUGGGGUAUACCAUGUGGGCGUGGUUUUCCAGAUGUAUUUGCUAAGAUCCAGUAUCACGCGGAUUGGAUACGUACAACUAUAAAUGGUUGUAACCCAACUUAGUAAAUAAAUGCCUAAAUUUAUAAAUUA
Molecule: messenger RNA, 926 nt
Organism: Anastrepha ludens (Mexican fruit fly)
Lineage: Eukaryota; Metazoa; Arthropoda; Insecta; Diptera; Tephritidae
Product: chymotrypsin-2-like
Exons: 1
Coding region: 27-899 (290 amino acids)
Biological process (GO): proteolysis
Molecular function (GO): serine-type endopeptidase activity
Source: RefSeq, a predicted model, not a curated record